Malania oleifera is the source of this 1334-nucleotide messenger RNA. RefSeq names its product alpha-amylase-like. The coding region runs from base 1 to 1290 and encodes 429 amino acids. Gene Ontology annotation, molecular function: calcium ion binding; alpha-amylase activity. The record is from RefSeq and is a predicted model, not a curated record. Gene Ontology annotation, biological process: carbohydrate metabolic process. Lineage: Eukaryota; Viridiplantae; Streptophyta; Magnoliopsida; Santalales; Ximeniaceae. The transcript has 4 exons.
AUGGGCUGCUUGUUCUUUUACGUCCUACUCCUUUCUCACAGCCCCAGCUUCUCAAAUUCUAAUAUAUUAUUUCAGGGUUUCAAUUGGGAAUCAUGGAAAAUGCAAGGGGGAUUGUACAACUCCUUGAAAAAUGUGGCUCCAGAAUUGGCUGCUGCUGGAGUUACACAUGUUUGGCUUCCUCCAGCUUCUCAAUCCGUUUCCCCCGAAGGAUAUUUGCCAGGAAGGCUCUAUGAUCUUGAUGCAUCAAAGUAUGGAAAUAAAAAUGAAUUAAAAGCACUUAUACAAGCCUUUCAUGGAAAGGGUAUCCAGUGCAUUGCAAAUAUAGUCAUAAACCACAGAACUGCAGAGAAGAAAGAUGGAAGGGGAAUAUGGUGCAACUUUGAAGGAGGAACCUCAGAUACACGCCUUGAUUGGGGUCCUCAUUCCAUUUGUAGAGAUGACAUUGAGUAUUCGGAUGGCACGGGAAACCUUGAUAGUGGUGAAGGCUUUCCUCCCGCUCCAGACAUCGACCACUUAAACCCGCAAGUUCAAAGUGAGCUAUCAGAUUGGAUGAAUUGGCUAAAGACCGAAAUUGGUUUUGAUGGGUGGAUAUUUGAUUUUGCCAAGGGAUACUCUCCAAGCAUCGCCAAAUUGUACAUAGAAAAAACUACUCCAAAAUUUGUAGUGGGGGAAUUUUGGAACUCCCUUUCAUACGAAAAUGGUGGAAAACCAAACUACAACCAAGAUGCUCAUCGACAAGCAAUCAUGAAUUGGGUUAGGGGCGCCGGAAGCAAUGCAAUGGCAUUUGAUUUUACGACUAAAGGGAUACUCCAAGCUGCAAUCCAAGGGGAACUAUGGCGGUUGAGGGUGUCUGGAAGCCCUCCAGGACUACUUGGCUUGUCACCAACAAAUGCUGUUACUUUUAUAGAUAAUCAUGAUACAGGUUCCACACAAGGACUUUGGCCUUUCCCAUCAGAUAAGGUUAUGCAAGGCUACACCUACAUUCUUACUCAUCCAGGGAUUCCAUCCAUUUUCUAUGACCACUUCUUUGAUUGGGGCUUGAAAGAGGAAAUCAGUAAACUAAUUGCAAUUAGAGAGAGGAAUGGAAUCAAAGCCAAUAGCACCGUAAACAUUUUGAUCUCUGAUCCUAAUCUUUAUGUAGCAACAAUAGACGAGAAGAUCAUAGCCAAGAUUGGAUCAAAAUAUGAUGUGCCAAGAAACCUCAUCCCUUCAACCUUCCGAAUUGCUACUUCUGGUAAUGAUUAUUGUGUGUGGGAGAAAAAAAUGAUAUGCACAUGUAAUUAUAUGUAACUAUUAUCGUCUUUAUAAUGUAGAAUGCCCAGGUAAGUGUAGGU